AAUGGGCUAAGCCCAACAAGUUAAUAAGCCCAAAUUGUUUCAUUGCCUCACCGUUUACUGCAACCCCUCUCUCUCUCUCUCUCUCUCUCUCUCUCUCGAUUACUCCGUCGACAGUACAGGUUCUAGGGUUAUCGUCGUCAUCAUCAUCAUCUACAACUUUUGUUCCUUGUUCUUACCGCAAUGAGUUUGGAGCACGUCUUGAACUAUCUGAAACGCAAGCACCUCGAGAACCCUUCUUUCUCGUACGCAGUGGAGAACGAAGACAAUGGCGGAAACGUUAUCUGGGCCGAUCCCACUUGCAGGUCGAACUACACUCACUUCGGCGACACCCUCGUCUUCGACACUACCUACAUGAGAAACAAUCAAGUCCCUUUCGCUGCCUUGACAGGCUUCAACCACCACGGCCACCCUCUCCUCUUCGGCUGCGCUCUCGUCCUCAACCAAUCACAAUCCUCCUUCGCGUGGCUCUUCCACUCUUGGCUUCAAGCCAUGUCCGCUCCUCAUCCUCCUCCUUCCAUCACCCUCGAGCCUGACCCCGUGAUCCACCUCGCCGCUUCUCAGGUUUUCCCCCAGGCGCGUCUUCGUUUCAGCCUCCGUCUUAUCAUGGAGAAGCUCGCUCACGUGUUUCAGUCUCACCCCGGGUUUCAAUCAGAGUUCUUGAGCUGUGUUACCGAGACGGAGACGGUUAGUGACUUCGAGGGGGCUUGGGACUCUGUUUUGAGGAGACACUGUCUCGAGGAGAAUCAUUGGAUUCAGUCUAUUUAUAAUGUGAGGCAGCAGUGGGUUCCUGUUUUUAUUAAAGACACUUUUUUUGGAGAGCUGUCUAGUGAGAACUCCUUCUUCCACGGGUUUGUGGACGGGUCAACCACCAUGGAGAUGAUCAUGGCCCAGUGUGAGGAAGCUGUUAACAGCUGGCGUGUGAAAGAGCUGAGAGCUGAUUAUGAGUCGACUAACUCUACUCCUGUUUUGAAGACGGCUUCUCCCACGGAGAAGCAAGUUGCUGGAGUGUAUACGAGAGCAGCGUUUUUGAAGUUUCAGGAGGAGUUUGUUGAGAUUUCCGCAAAUCCUGUGAAUAAGAUGAGUGAUUCCACUUAUCGUGUGGGGAAGUUCGGACAAGGUCACACUGUUGAGUUUGAGUCUCUUGAGGAGGUGAAAGCUAAUUGCAGCUGUAGGAUGUUUGAGUAUUCGGGGAUUGUUUGUAGACAUAUAUUGGCUGUGUUCAGUGCCAGGAAUGUUUUUACUCUUCCGUCUAGGUAUCUGCUAAGGAGAUGGACCAAGGAAGCAAAGAGUAGUAGCGAGUUUUCAAACAGUAGUUGCCAAGAGUCCUUAACUGUUUGCUAUGACAAUCUCCGCCAAGAAGCAACCAAGUAUGUGGAGGAGGGAGCCAAGUCUAUUCAGAUUUAUAAAGCUGCAGUGGUUGCCUUAGAUGAAGCUGCCAAGAAGGUUGCUGCUGCAAGUAGCAAAACUAGAGGAGGAGCAACUAAUGGGGAUUCUUACCAGUCUGACGAAACUCAAGAAACGGCCAAUGGAAUGUAUCAUCCACUUCAAUGUCAGGGUGAAAAGGAGAGGACCAUACUUGAACUGACAGCUGAGCUGGAGAGGACAGGUCAGCGAUGCGAAGCUUAUCGAGCAAACCUGCUGUCUAUUUUGAGAGAUAUGGAAGAACACAAGUUUCAGCUGUCUCUCAAGGUGCAAAAUGCUAGACUAAGCUUGAAAGAGUGAGUGCAAACCUGAUGGAUAAUGCCCAUACCAUCACAGUUAUACUCGUUUACUCUCUGCUUUUAAUCAAAAUCUUCUAGCUUCAAUAACUCUGCACUUAAAAGAUGAUAACACCCAUUAUAUCUUCUUCUACUCAAAAGAUGAAAACCAUAGACAGAACAUAAUGAAUCAUAAGCGUAGUCUGUAAUAGUAUGAGAAAUAAAUAAGAAAUCACAUGUUGUCCAAAAAAAAAAA
This is a messenger RNA of Brassica oleracea var. oleracea, 1953 nucleotides long. RefSeq names its product protein FAR1-RELATED SEQUENCE 9. Gene Ontology annotation, molecular function: zinc ion binding. The transcript has a single exon. The record is from RefSeq and is a predicted model, not a curated record. Gene Ontology annotation, biological process: regulation of DNA-templated transcription. NCBI's taxonomy places the organism in Eukaryota, Viridiplantae, Streptophyta, Magnoliopsida, Brassicales, Brassicaceae. Bases 181 to 1722 code for a protein of 513 amino acids.